Molecule: messenger RNA, 1380 nt
Organism: Aspergillus homomorphus CBS 101889
Lineage: Eukaryota; Fungi; Ascomycota; Eurotiomycetes; Eurotiales; Aspergillaceae
Exons: 9
Coding region: 1-1380 (459 amino acids)
Biological process (GO): transmembrane transport
Cellular component (GO): membrane
Molecular function (GO): transmembrane transporter activity
Source: RefSeq, a predicted model, not a curated record
AUGGUUGAAGCACCCAAGCAGACGCCUAAUUCUGGAACCGAGGAAGAGCUCACUCUUGAGCACCUAGGCUACCAACAGGAGUUCGAACGAACCUUCAGUCUCCUAGUUAUGGUGGGCUUCAGCUUCAGUAUCGUCACCUGCUGUAGCGCACUCAGUGGAGUCUUUAUCAUCGGCGUGACCGCGGGCGGACCAGCAGUGAUGCUCUUUGGCUGGGUAGGAGUAUGCGUAUCCACCUUUGCGGUUGCCCUAGCCAUGGCAGAGUGGUUCUUCAUGCUGGCACCAUCUUGGAUCGCUCGACUCAUGUCGUACAUUACUGGGUGGUUGAUGAUUACGGGUAUCCUUGCCAUGGGCUCCGCGAACAGCCAACUUUAUCCUCGGCCAGGGAAAUUGGUAUAUCCUGGGCUUGUCAUACAGCGGUGGCAUACGGUGCUUGUCACCUAUGCAGUCGCCAUCUGGGCUUUUGCGGUCAACAUCUGGAUGCCGCAUCUGCUCAAUCGCCCGUCCCGGGCCAUCUUGCUGUGGAACGUCGCCUCCUUCCUCAUUAUCAUCAUCGUGCUGCUAGCAACAAGAAACGACAAACAAGACGCAGCAUUCGUAUUUCAGGAUCUCCAGAACAUGACUGGCUUCAGUUCCGCAAUGGCAACGAUGGUCGGCAUACUGCAGAGUUUCUUCGGCAUGUGCUGCUACGAUACUCCAAGCCAUAUGAAUGAAGAAAUUAUGCAUCCUUCACGGAACGCCCCUCUGGCCAUGAUCAUGUCUAUCGGAAUGGGCGCUGUGACGGAGUUCAUCUUUCUACUUACGCUCUGCCUCUGCAUUGGCAAGAUCGGCACCUGCUUCAUGGCAAGCAUGAUGACGACCAUCAUGAUGGUAGCCAGUGUGAGUCUGGUCGCCGAGGGCUCACGCGCGCUAUUCGCAUUCGCUCGAGACCGCGGGCUGCCGUUUUCUGGUCUCCUCGCCACAGUCGCUCAACGGAGGAUGAUCCCCAUCAAUCCCAAUCUAGUAGCGGUUGUGAUUCAGAUGGCGUUCAAUUCCAUCUACUUUGGUACGUUCACUGGUUUCAACACAAUAGUCUCCAUAGCGACCACGGGAUUCUAUGUCUCGUACGCCCUCGUCCUGCUCUCCGGACUCCUAGGCCACGCGUUCGGCCACCACAUCGCCUCCGGCACCACAGGCCCUUUCCCCUCUGAGGACCCCGUAACCUCGGAGUCCAUGAACUACACCAGCGCAGCCGUCGGUAUCAUCGCGUUCCUUAGCAUAGCCACCUGGUUCACGACUGCACGGAAACAAUUCAAGGGACCAGCCGAUAUCAAGGGUCUGGCUAGCCUCUUCAAGAAGGAGAAGCCCGAAGACGCCUUCGCGAAUCUGACAGAAGAAGAAUAA